UGUCACUAAUCACUAUUCGUAUUCGCUAUUCGCUUACCACGAUCUAACAAAAGUGAUGAUCAAAAAUUUCUUAUAUUUUUAUUAAAGUAUUCAUUAAUAUACAAUUUUCUAAAUUAUAUCAAAAGUUUCUCAUACAAUUAAAAAAAAUGGAGUGGAUAGCUCCCGUCAAUGAGAUCCUAACUGAUAAAAUUACAAAAUUAAAUUACACAUUGAUCCCGCCCGGAUUUCAGGGAGAUGUACGAAGUGUGAGGUUGAUGCAAGACAGUCUGUCCAAAUUGAUCAACUUCCUCGGUGAACAGUCUGCACAAGCUCAAGGGCUAAACAAAGUGAUUACAACAGCCUAUAAACUGCGUAACUCACCAACACACAUCUUAUAUUUGCUGAAAGAUUUCAAUGCCAAAGGGGGGAAUGGUGACGUAAUAGGAUUACUAAAAGUUGGCCAGAAGCAUUUAUUCCUUUUCGACGAACGUGACAAGGUUUGCGAGGUGGAACCUCUCUGUGUGCUCGAUUUCUACGUGUUACCAGAUCGACAGAGACACGGUUACGGAAAGAUUCUCUUUGAUCACAUGCUAACAGAUAUGAACACAUCUGCCGAAAAACUUGCAAUAGACGGUCCCUCGCCAAAAAUGGAGCAAUUUCUGCGCAAGAACUACGGUAUCGAACGUUUAAUGCACCAAAAGAACAAUUUUGCGGUUUCCCCGCAAUUCUUUGCCGGUGUGCAACAAGUGAGCAAUAAGUCGGGACACACAACUCCGGUGGCAACACCGGCCGUCGGGCGCUUCGCAGCUCACAAGCCGGUCUCAGCUAUCGCUACAGUGAUUCACGGCGGCGGUUCUGGUUUCCAAGAAACAAACAAUGGGACAACACCUGCAUCUGGGGGCCCUGAUACUGAAAAAAAUGGUGGUGCCGUAGCUGAUCUAGAACAGCUUGUAACCGACGUUCACAUAACCGACCAUAAAAAUGAAAAUAACGAAGCCAACGAAACUUAUGAUACCAAAGCUGAGGACACUAAACCAGCAAUUGAAGAAUUAGCCGACCUUCAAAAAAGUCCUGAGAGGCCUUCGUCCCUCAAAGUGGAGCCAGUGUCGGAGUCUCCCGCCCCGGUCGCCCUCUCUCCGGCCGGCUCCACCAUCUCGCAUCGCGACUCGCAGCUCACCGACCGCGGCUACUUCGACGUUAAGUUUUACCACAACAAACUGUGGUAAAACAACCAGCUAACCACAGCUGUGGCACGCUCGCCACGAUGGUAUAAUUACCUAUUUCAUGUUUUCUUAUAUAUCGUAAUCGUAAUGCUCAACGUCAUAAUAUGCGCUUUAGAUUUAACCUCGUGUUUCUGUUUACACUACGGGCCUAUAUUCAACUCGAUUGGUGUUAUUUGUUUUUAAUAUAGUUUUCUUCUUGACGGAUAUAUCUUCCAUUGUGUCUGUUUUUAAUUAGAAAGUCGUUACUAUAAGGUUAAAAGUUAUAAGUGGUAAU
Vanessa tameamea is the source of this 1476-nucleotide messenger RNA. RefSeq names its product alpha-tubulin N-acetyltransferase 1-like. The coding region runs from base 147 to 1205 and encodes 352 amino acids. Gene Ontology annotation, cellular component: microtubule. Gene Ontology annotation, molecular function: tubulin N-acetyltransferase activity. The record is from RefSeq and is a predicted model, not a curated record. The transcript is spliced from 7 exons. NCBI's taxonomy places the organism in Eukaryota, Metazoa, Arthropoda, Insecta, Lepidoptera, Nymphalidae. Gene Ontology annotation, biological process: alpha-tubulin acetylation.